Aphanomyces invadans is the source of this 1806-nucleotide messenger RNA. RefSeq lists its product as hypothetical. The record is from RefSeq and is a predicted model, not a curated record. The transcript is spliced from 11 exons. Lineage: Eukaryota; Oomycota; Saprolegniomycetes; Saprolegniales; Verrucalvaceae. The coding region runs from base 15 to 1163 and encodes 382 amino acids. Gene Ontology annotation, molecular function: oxidoreductase activity, acting on a sulfur group of donors, disulfide as acceptor.
ACUUUGGCAGCUAGAUGAUCAAGCUCAUCACGGUGCUGGUCGCGGUCUUUGCUGCCGUCGCAGCGGUCGAAGGAGACUACCGUAUGCCUGUGAAGGUUAUCUUCCGUGCGUUCUGCUCCGCUUGUAAAUGGUUUAUCAGUGAUCCCAUCUUUAUGCUGCUCCAAGACGACGAAUUUCGCGCCGUGACGGACAUCCAAUAUGUACCAGCCGCCGCCAUGACCGAGACGGCCACAGGUGGUGUGACGUGCUAUGGAGGGAAGGAAGAGUGCGAGGGGCAUCUAUGGAUGGCAUGCAUUCUCGAUCGAUUCAAGACGUCCCCCAAAAUCACAGGCAUUCACAUGGCCUGCUUUGAGUCGGACGAAUCAGGGUACACCUGGCAAGGGAAGGUCGCGUACUGCUUCAGCGAUGCUGCCGACGUCGCAGCGUUGACUGAAUGCAAGGCUAACCAAGCGCUGCCGCUUCUCCGGGAGUUGAUGGUCGUUGCCAAGGCGAACGAAGGCCCAUGGCAACCAUACACUAUUGUGGACGACAUUGUCCUUGGCAGUGCGACGGUGGGGGUCUCCCUGGACAUGGUGAAAGACGAGAUCUGCCGUCAUUUCAAUGGCCCUGCUGAGCUCCUUCCUGCGUAUUGCAUGAACGUGGCUGGCGUCGUUCUGCGCACACCACCACCAGUUACCGCGACCGAUCCCCCCGCCGCGGAAAAGGUCACGGUUCAAGUGGUUUGGCGCGCUUACUGCCCCGCGUGCCAGUGGUUCUUUUCCCACCCGUUCUACCAAGUGCUGAGCGACGCAGCAUUUCAAGCCAUCGUGGAUAUUGAACUGUACCCAUCUGGAUCGACCAAAGAGACGUCUCCGGGGGUGUUUACCUGCACGGGUGGUGCCUCCGAGUGCGCGGGGCAUCUUUACAUGAGCUGUGCGCUGCGAUUGUUUCCUCAGCUCCACGACGUUGCCGCGAAUUUCAAGUGCAUGGAAGAAAGCAGCGAUACAUGGGACCGCCGCAUGGCCGCGUGCUUCUCCGGCCCGGGGCUGGAAAAAAUCAAAGCGUGCUUUGGAUCGGACGAGUCGAAGCGAUACCUCCACGAUUACGUGGCCGUGACGUCGACGAUGGACACCCCGUGGAUGCCAUACGUAAGCGAAACGAUCUGUUGCCGAGCAAGCGUGUGAUGGACUGACUUGGAUGUGGUAGAUCAAAGUGAAUGGAAAGGUGCAAGGCACUGCGACCACGGGGGUGGGGUAUGACAUGCUGACCAAGGCCAUUUGCGACGCCUACGACAGCGAGGUAUGGUCGUGGCGUUUAUAUCACGAGUGUGACAGCACCGCAGGUGAAUCGGCCGAGCGUUUGUGCACCGUUGGGGAAGGAACCGGCUAAAGGAGCAAGCACGGAAUCUGCCGCUGCGGUGGUGGCAGCAGUGGUGCAAACAACCACUUUGGCAGUGUCGACGGCCGCGGUUCCUGUGCAAACGACGCUCCAAGUCGUCAAAGCGAAGGAGAAGAAGCCCGUGAUGCCCUGUCGUCAAAAGGAGAAGGGAUUUGUGUAUGAAGACCCACCUGGCAUUGGUGUCCCAGUCACUGGCGGGACCCCAAGCGAGGCACGGGCGGCGGGUGGCGUCGCAACACCGAUCAAGCUAUCCAGCUCGACACCUUCGUCCAUCAUCACGAACCCGCUUCUCCUUCCCGUGCUGCUCAUCGGAGGGCUUCUCUACGCCGCCCUUCGCUAUUACUCCAAGCCAGACAAGAAGGACUUGUAACGCAGCCUAGAUGUCGAAUAGACCAUCACGAGGAUUUUCUUCGUGGUUUGAUUGGUGGA